Jatropha curcas is the source of this 1851-nucleotide messenger RNA. RefSeq names its product inactive purple acid phosphatase-like protein. Lineage: Eukaryota; Viridiplantae; Streptophyta; Magnoliopsida; Malpighiales; Euphorbiaceae. Gene Ontology annotation, cellular component: chloroplast stroma; starch grain. Gene Ontology annotation, biological process: starch metabolic process; regulation of starch metabolic process. Gene Ontology annotation, molecular function: starch binding. The record is from RefSeq and is a predicted model, not a curated record.
CCGAUAUCUCACACCGAUCUGCUCUCACACCCACCGCAUCUCUUUCUCUCCCCCGCUCUCUCUCUCUCUCUAUCUCUCUCGCUCUCACUCUCUGUCAAUCCAAUGUCUCACCGCAAAGAUUCUCCCGAUUCUCUAUCCUCCAUUUCCAUUGGCCUUUUUUCUCUCUUAACAAUAUAUUUCUAAAUUUUGAAACUCUCCAAGUCUCCUUCUCUCUCAAGUCUCUGCACUUCAAAACCACCCCUACUUAUUCCGUACGUUUCACUAUCCAACAACCUCUUUUCUUUUAAACCUUCGUUUAUUGGCUAGGGUUUUUCCAUGGCAUUUUUGUAAUUUUUGUUCUCAAUGGCAGCGAGUUCCAGUGGUUUGUCCACUCAGCUUCAUUUCAAGCUCACUCGGCUUCUCAUCUCUCCCGUUCAUAGUACUGUUUAUGGAUUGCAGCUAAGGAAGAAGAAGAGGAGGACCUUGGUCAACCGAGUGGAGGCCAGUCGAAUCAGUUGCUGCUGCUCGGAUUCUGUGGUUCCGAUUCGGAGGACCGGCGGGGCGAGUAAGAGUUCGGAGAAAAUUGAUGAGAAGACCUCCCAUAGGGUCCGUGCUAAAGCCAUUCCAGCAUUGCCUUUUGCUUCUUCACAGUCUCGUUUUGUUUCAAAACAAGAAAAGUUUUCUCCUCGUUGUACCCCAAGAAGUUCUGGUCCACAGUCCAGAGACACUCCACCAAAAAGAGACACUGGUAUUGCAAAUGAAAAGGACUGGGGCAUCAGCUUGUUGAAUGAAAAUGUCAAUGAAUCUGGUACCAACGAAGAUGGUAGUACUUGGUACAGGGAAAGUGGAGAGGACCUGGGUGAAAAUGGGUACAGAUGUAGAUGGACGAGAAUGGGUGGACGAUCACAUGAUGGUACCUCAGAAUGGAAAGAAACGUGGUGGGAGAAAAGUGACUGGUCUGGAUACAAAGAGCUAGGCGUGGAGAAAUCUGGAAGGAAUUCUGAAGGGGAUUCAUGGUGGGAAACAUGGCAAGAGGUGCUUCAUCAAGAUGAAUGGAGUAACCUGGCUAGGAUAGAGAGGAGUGCACAGAAACAAGCAAAAUCAGGGACUGAAAAUGCUGGAUGGUAUGAGAAAUGGUGGGAGAAAUAUGAUGCUAAAGGUUGGACUGAGAAGGGGGCACACAAGUACGGCAGACUAAACGAGCAGUCCUGGUGGGAGAAGUGGGGAGAGCAUUAUGAUGGAAGAGGAUCUGUUCUCAAAUGGACAGAUAAAUGGGCUGAGACUGAAUUAGGAACUAAAUGGGGUGACAAGUGGGAAGAGAAGUUCUUUGCUGGUAUAGGUUCUCGGCAGGGCGAGACAUGGCACGUUUCCCCAAGUGGUGAACGUUGGUCAAGGACAUGGGGGGAAGAACAUUUUGGAAAUGGUAAAGUUCAUAAAUAUGGAAAGAGCACAACAGGUGAAAGCUGGGAUAUUGUUGUAGAUGAGGAAACCUAUUACGAGGCUGAACCUCAUUAUGGAUGGGCUGAUGUUGUGGGUGAUUCAUCUCAAUUGCUAUCAAUUAAACCUCGGGAGAGACCCCCUGGAGUCUUCCCAAAUCUCGAUUUUGGUUCAUCUCCACCAUCUUUGCCUGAUGAUGACGACUCAGACUUGCCUCCCCCAUCUUCAGAUUGAAGGCUCUAUAUAUUUUGCUUUAGGUGGUUUUAUUUUAAAAUCUCAUCUAAAUCCAGAAUGCUACCAACUAUUGUAAUGGGAUAUUGCUUAGUUUCCAUUUGUUCAUUCUUUGGAUGGUAAAUACAUCAUCCAUUUCAUGCUGUGCAAGUAUUGAACAUAACCUUAAAUUUUAAAAUUAAUUUUGCUAGCCAUUGUCCUGAC